AUGUUCAGCAUGUUGAGGAGGGUGGCCUCGGAGGGGCCGACCUUGGUGUUGGCCUCGACGAGCUUCAGGUCGGACACAAUUUCAAUGGUACCACGGGCAAUCUUGGUGGGGACACCGAGAGCCUGGAAGAAAGAGGUCUUACCGGGCUCCAUACCGGUGUUGCCGGCGGGAACCCAGACAUCGGCGGGAGCGAGAGCACCGGCACGGGCAGGGGCGGCGACCUUGUUGGCGAGAAUCUUGUCACGGACGUCCUUGAGCUCGCCGUUGGUGAAGACGAAACCGACGUUACCCUUGACGAAGGGAAGGAGACGCUCGUACUCGGGGGAGUCGGGGAUGAAGCCUCGCGCCGUAAUAAAACGUACCAUGGUGUUCUUUCCCAUCAGGACGACACCCUCACCACGGAGGGACUGUCUGAUCUCGUGCAUCUGCUGA
Molecule: messenger RNA, 432 nt
Organism: Colletotrichum scovillei
Lineage: Eukaryota; Fungi; Ascomycota; Sordariomycetes; Glomerellales; Glomerellaceae
Product: 60S acidic ribosomal protein P0
Exons: 2
Coding region: 1-432 (143 amino acids)
Source: RefSeq, a predicted model, not a curated record